Messenger RNA from Halichondria panicea, 8854 nucleotides. Its product is annotated as phosphatidylinositol phosphatase PTPRQ-like. NCBI's taxonomy places the organism in Eukaryota, Metazoa, Porifera, Demospongiae, Suberitida, Halichondriidae. Bases 73 to 8745 code for a protein of 2890 amino acids. The transcript has 39 exons. Gene Ontology annotation, molecular function: calcium ion binding; protein binding. Gene Ontology annotation, biological process: cell-cell adhesion. The record is from RefSeq and is a predicted model, not a curated record.
AAUAUACAGAUCUGUAGAUCAUGCACAUUGUGCAGUUAUGACAGGCUAGCCCUACAGUCAGUCAGUUUGCACAUGCAGAGUAUAAUAGCAACUAUGAGAUUGAAGCUCCUCUUUGCAGCUAUACUGGUGUGUGUACUGCCUUAUGUUGCUUGCCAGACAGGAGUGUGCUAUGGACGGACCUCUACCCGGAGGCGCUCUGUCACCUACAGUCAGGGGCACUAUAGUACACAGUAUAACUGUGGGUGGUGGGGUUGGGGUAGAUGUCAAAGGGCGCAUACUAGACGAAAUAGCCGAGAGACUUACUAUACUGUGUAUAUGAGUCAAAGAAAGUGCUGUUCUGGUUACAGAGAUGUUCGGGGGCGGUGCAUGCCUGUGUGCAGCUCUGGCUGCUACAAUGGUGGCACCUGUAUUUCUCCAUAUACCUGCUCGUGUGCUCGAGGUUGGAUAGGAAGGAGUUGCUCACAAGAUAUCAAUGAGUGUACAAAUGGACAGAACAACUGUGGAACUAUACAAUACUCAAUAUGCCAAAAUACCAAUGGAGGAUAUCGAUGCAACUGCCUCUUUGGGACCUCCAGUGCUCGCCCAUGUACAGUUCCACCAAACCCUUUAUCACCCCGGAAUUUCCGAGUGUCAUCCUUAAGCAGUACAUCGGCUACAGUGAAUUGGCAAGCUCCAGUUAUGCAAACAAAUAACGGAAUAUCUGGGUACAAGCUGGUUUUGAGAGAGCAAAAGUUUGGACAACGAGAUGUGACUAAAAAUGUUGCUGCAAACCGUCUAUCGUAUGCAUUCUCUGGACUAGAAGAAUUCAAUACCUAUGAAGUACAAAUCAAGUCAGUGAGUGUUUUUACCUUCGAGUCAUCUCUCGUAUCUAUCUCAUUGACAACAAUGGAAGCAGCACCAGCAUCACCUCCUGGCUCACUGUCUGGCAGCAGUCAUGGUUCGAAUGCACUCUCCCUUUCUUGGAGGUCUGUGUCCCCUAUAGAUAUAAAUGGCCGACUGAAUUGCUAUGAGAUUGACAUAAUGGAGGUGGAGACUGGGCGACAGUUUCAAACUACUUCAUCCUCCACUGGCAAAACGAUAGUCUCUCUUCAUCCCUACUAUGUUUACAAGUGUAGAGUGGCCGCGGUAACCAUUGCAAGAGGGCCAUACACUCAGUACAUCAACAUUAGAACUGAUGAGAGUGCACCAAGUGCGCCCCCGGGGAAUAUUCAAGCCACCGCUACUACUACAUCUAUAACAGUCACAUGGGUUCCACCUGACUCUACCUAUCGCAAUGGUAUUAUUCGUCGAUAUAAACUUAAUCUCAUUGAGAACGAAACAAUGACCCACUACGAGAAAGAGUACACUGGAACAAGAGCUGUUAUUGUAGGGAAACAUCCAUUUUACACAUACCACUUCAAUAUCUCAGCUGUAACAGUUGCUGCUGGACCAUACAGUAUGCCAAAUGUUAUCAGACUCCAAGAAACAGCUCCAACAGCUGCACCUCAGUUUGUCAGUGGUAUUGCAGUUAAUCCGACAACAAUCUCUCUCGAAUGGUCUCCUCCCCCAAAACAACACUGGAAUGGUAUUAUUCGAAGGUACAAAGUCAGUGUUUUGGAGAGAGAGUCUGGCUCAAUACUCGAAGACUCCACAACUCGACUCACAACAACUAUACAAUCACUCCAUCCAGAUUAUAGCUACGUAUGUAAAGUUGCUGCAAUUACUGUUGCUGAGGGCGUUUAUUCCAGAACAGUAAUAGUUUCAACUCCUAUCUCAACCCCCAGUGCACCACCAAGGAACAUUGAUUUGACACCACAAGGUCCUCGUACCUUGCUCAUAAGUUGGGACCCACCACUGCUUGAGAAUAGAAAUGGUCCAAUCAUCGGAUUCACAGUGAACAUUACAGAUAGUAUUGGACACAUUCAAGUGCACACAACCAAUACAACUUUACAGCAAAGAUCGCUUUACCCAUAUACAACCUAUAGGGUAUUCAUAGCUGCUAUAACUGAAGUAGGAGCAGGUCCAUACAGUGUUGCAAGGGAAAUUGAAAUGCCUGAAGAUGUACCGUCUGAGCCUGUUCAUCCAAGUGCAACUACUGUCAUCGGAAAUCCAUAUCAGUUGGCAAUUACUUGGCAACCACCUCUUGAGCCCAAUGGAAUUUUGACCGUCUACAAUAUAUACUGUCUGCCAACUCUUGGUUAUGACAUGAAAGUCAUUACUGUUGGAGCAAGGAUCAAUCAUUCCAGCCUGUUUCCUGGCCUCAGACCAUACACUGUGUACAACUGUUUCGUUUCGUGCAAUACUUCAGCAGGAGAAAGUAACGUUAGUCAAUCUGUUUCUGCCAGGACUGACGAGUCAACUCCAGAAGAUGCACCCAAUCAACUUGCAGCUUUUUCCAACAUAUCCGAUACCAUUUCUCUAAGCUGGAAGGAACCAACCAUUCCAAAUGGGCCAAUUAUUUCAUACACUGUGACUCACAAUGAGACAGACACGAACGUAACACAAGUGGUUGUUGACUCUACUCAGCUUGAAAUAACAGGAUUAAUACCAUUCACUUUCUAUACAGUUAUUAUAUACGCUUCAACAAGAAUUGGUGAUGGGCCUUCUGCGUCAACAACAAUACAAUCUGCUGAGUCGAAUCCUGGCGCUCCACCUCAAAACAUUGCUGUUUCUGUCGUUAGCUCCACUAACACUGUAGUGUCUUGGCUUCCUCCAGACCCGGAAAAUAGAAAUGGAAUCAUAACACAUUAUAGGAUUGUGCUUACAGACGAGGACUUUAAUGUCAGUGGGGCUAUCAUUACAGUUACCGGCACAAAGUAUACCUUCAAAACCCUUGAAGAGUUUGUUAGAUAUUCCUUUACGAUUACUGCUGCUACUAGUGCUGGAUUGGGUCCAUUUUCGGAACGUCUUAAUUUUACAACGUUUGAAGCUAUCCCUUCCGCACCUCCCCAGUCUGUCCACGGUGUUUUUCACUCCUCAACAGUAAUACAGUUUUCUUGGUCACCUCCACCUCCUCUGGAUGUAAAUGGCGUAAUCAAGUAUUAUGUAGCUGAAGUGACAGAAAGGUACACAGGAAAAUCAUGGACUUUCUUUGCUGUGGACUCUCUGGUAUACAUUGGCUCUCUCCACCCUUACUAUCUAUAUGACUGUGCUGUUGCUGCCCAUACAAUCGGAAGUGGUCCUUACUCGGACACUUUGACAAUACAGACUGAUGAGGAGGCCCCAAGUGUUUCUCCUACUAUUUUGACCGCAUCAGUUACAUCUCAUUCAAUUAGAUUAUCAGUAUCUCCACCUUCAUUCGAGAGCACCAAUGGUUUGCUAAGAUACUAUUCAAUGAGUGUAGUUGAAACUAAAACUGGUGAAGAGUAUGUUGUAGUUUCGGCAAACACGACGAUUACUAUGAUCAGUGGACUACAUCCAGAUUACACCUACAUCUGUUCAGUUGCUGCGUACACAAUUGGACUUGGGCCUUACAGCGACACAAUAACAGUGACCCUUGAAGAAGCAAAGCCAACAGGACCACCAUUGAACAUAUCUGGAUACUCAACUGGAUCAGAAAGUAUACACGUAAUGUGGGGUCCACCAUUAUCUGAGUUACAAAAUGGAGCAAUACGAUAUUACAUUGUGUCUGUCACUGAAUUGAAAACAGGAGCUUUGAGGAAUCACACAACCUCCACUGCAGAGAUUAACAUAGCCUCUCUCCAUCCAUACUACAGCUAUGCAAUCAAUGUAGCUGCUGCGACCAUUGGCCCUGGGCCAUUCUCCACUGAAAUCACAAUUCAAACGGAGGAAGAUGUUCCGACAGCACCAGCUGGGAACGUCACAGUAGUUGCAGUAUCUUAUAAAUCAGUCGAGUUGUCGUGGGACCCUCCGCCUCUUGAACAUCAGAAUGGAGUAAUUAUGGGAUAUAAUGCCACAAUCGAAGAAACAAAAUCAGGGAAAAUAUUCACAAUUAUUGUGCACAGUCCAAACGUGAUAGUGGAAAGCUUGAAAGCACACACUACUUAUGAAGUCACUGUGACAUCUUACACUCUGGUUGGCGCUGGUCCAAGAAGCAGAGGACUUAUUGUCACAACUGAUCAGACAGCACCAUCAUCAGCUCCAGUGAAUAUGACAAUUUCAGAUAUCAAAUCUACAGAAUUUCUGCUCACUUGGACUGCACCACCGUAUGAAUCACACAAUGGCAUAAUUACUGAAUAUGUAGUCAACAUCACAGAAGUGGAAACUGGUGACAUGUACAAACUUGUCUCACAGACAGCGUCCAUCAUAGUUCAAUCACUCCAUGCAUUUUACUCUUACGAGUGCACUGUGUCUGCAGUAACUGUUGCGGAGGGGCCAUAUACAGAGGCGGUCACUGCCAGAACGCUGGAAGAUGCUCCAGAUGGAUAUCCAAAAAAUGUGUCAGUUGGAAACAUCAGUUCUGAGUCAGUUAUUCUCACUUGGGAUCCUCCUCAAUAUUCAGAGAGGAAUGGAGUGAUAAACCGUUACGAUAUUAACUUGACUGAUGCUGAACUGGAAACAAUAGCUCAGAUUGUUACUACUUCUGCUUACAUUGAGAUUUCUAGUCUAAGUCCCUUUACAACCUACUUUACUUUUGUGUCUGCUUCAACUAGUGCUGGAAUGGGUCCAUUUGGAACUUCUUUGUCAUUUACAACACUAGAAGAUGCACCAGCAUCAGCUCCAACACUCCUCUCCAGUAAUGCGAGUGAUUCAAAAACCAUUUAUCUUUCUUGGAGUCCUCCAAAACCAACCUACCACAAUGGAAUUAUAAGGGAAUAUCAUACUGAGAUCCUUGAAGUUGAGACAGGCAUGAUAUUCUACCACAUCACUUCAUCUACCUAUAUAAGAAUAUCCUCACUUCACGCUGACUACACAUAUGAAUGGUCUGUAGCAGCAGUGACGGUUGCUGCAGGCCCUAAAAGUUACACAGUGAGUGUAAAAACUCCUGAAGAUGUUCCGACUGGGUACCCACAAAACAUUGAAGUAACUAAUGUUACUACGACCAUGAUAGAUCUACAAUGGAACCCACCACUCACUCAUGAGCAGAAUGGGGUAAUCACUGGGUACAAAAUUAAGGUUCAGAAAAUUGAGACCAAUUCAAACUGGACUACUCUCACCACUGAAUCGAGGACGGUAUCUAUCACCCAAUUAGAAGCUCACACUGUGUAUAUGAUAGUAAUCGCAGCAACAACACUACCAGGAGGAGGCCCAUACAGCCCUAUACUGACUGCCCUAACACAAGAAGAUGCUCCUGACAGCCACCCAACUAAUCUAACUGGAUACUCAAUCAACUCCACCUAUAUUUUCUUGGACUGGGAUCAACCACCAGAGGAGAAAUUAAAUGGAAUUUUGAGGCAAUACAAGAUUAACAUCACAGAGGAUAUCACUGGGAAAAGAUUACAAUUCAUAACGGGACCAUACCCCACGGAAAUAACUGUUGGUCCUCUUCACCCUGAUUACACAUACCACUGCACAGUAGUAGCAUACACUGUAGGAGAAGGUCCACAUACCAGCAUUCUACCAAUACGCACUAAAGAGGAUGCCCCUUUGAGUGGACCAACAAAUGUUACGGCUGGUGCUCUUGGUUCAAGAACAAUAUCUAUAAGCUGGCUUCCUCCUCCUGUUGAUGAACGAAAUGGUCUCAUUCGAGCUUACCUUGUGAUUGUAAGUUUUACUGGUGGAAACGAAACUUUUGUUCUCUCAGCAGAUAUGCGCUCAACUAACAUCUCUGGACUUCAAGCAUACACCGUCUACGAGUGUAGCAUUCAUGCCGUCACUGUAAGCACUGGACCACCCACACGAGUUACAGUCAAAACAGAAGAAGAUGCUCCAACAAGCCCACCAGCAGAUAUUAACAUAGAGGCAUUGAAUUCAAUUACUUUCCAACUGUCAUGGGCUCCACCAGCUCAUAUAAAUGGGAUAAUAAGGAAAUACAUAAUAAAUGUAACCGAGGUGGAAACGCACAGCGAAAUGAAACUGGUUUCAUUAGAAUUAACUAACACUGUACAGCCCCUUCACCCAUUUUAUCACUACAAGUGCACACUAUCAGCAGUAACUAUAGCACCAGGACCUUGGUCAAAGCCAAUUAUCAUACAAUUGCCAGAAGCAGCUCCAAGUCUUACACCUACUGAUGUUACUGUUAUGGCUACAACAUCAUCAUCAAUCUCAUUUUACUGGAAAAGUCCUCCUGCCUAUGCCAUUAACGGCAUCAUCAGAAGCUACUAUUUGACAUUGACCGAAGAAAAUACAGGAAAGCACUUGCAUAUAACGGCAAAGUCCCCACCUCAAAUAUUCGAAGUGUUGCAUUCUUUCUACAAUUACACCUUGCAAAUCGCUGCUUUUACAGUUGAGGUUGGCCCUUACUCAGACCCUGUCACUGUAACCACCUUGGAAGACUAUCCCACAGGGUCACCAUUAAAUGUAAACUCGAAGAUUUGUUCAUCAAAAAGUAUCCAGGUGAACUGGGAGCCACCAGAAGGAAUAAAGCAAAAUGGUAUCAUCACAUCAUACGUGAUUCAAAUAAUGAGCCCCACAGAAAGAAGGAAAAUAAUAUCCAAUGUUACAAAUGUGGACAUAUUUAACCUUUCACCAUACACCACAUACUCUGUGUUUGUGUCUGCGGUCAACAGUGUAGGAAAAGGGCCAUUCACAUUGCCAGUGACUGUUACAACACUAGAGGACGCACCCGCUGCAGCCCCAGAAUCACUUGCUGUGACAGAUAUUACAUCAAAAAGCGUCAAACUUUCAUGGUUGCCUCCUCAAAAAGAACUUACAAAUGGAGUUAUCAGAAACUAUGUCAUUGAAAUACAAGAAACAAAUACUGGGAUGAACUUCUCUCUUAAAACCAGUGUACACUUAACGCAUGUGGUUGGUGAUUUGCAUCCCUACUAUACGUACCGUUUUUCGAUUUAUGCAGUAACAGUUUCAACUGGACCGUUGACAACGCCACUAAUUGCCACAACACUUGAAAGUAUUCCCACUGGGUCACCACAACAAGUAAAUGCCACAGUUCUGGAUUCUACUUCACUUGAACUUUAUUGGGAUGCACCACCAGCAGAUGAACAAAACGGAAAUAUUAAUCACUAUCGUAUUACUGCAACAGCAGUAGACACGGGACAAAUGUUUGAGGUUAAAACAACCGAUGAUUGUACAUCACAAGCAAUACGAUCUCUGCACCCUUUCUUCACUUAUCAGUUCAUAGUUGCUGCCGCAACGAAAGUGGGUAAAGGACCCCAUAGUGCUAUAUAUCAAAUACAGCAGCCAGAAGAUGUGCCAUCAUCAGCUCCACUGGGUCUCACUGGUGAUUCACUGAAUUCCACAGCAAUAUUUCUGGAAUGGAAACCUCCAACUCAUCGAAAAAGAAAUGGCCUGAUAACCUCAUACACAGUCCGAAUACAAGACGUGUUCACUAACAACUCAAAUAUCUUAUUGCACAGCAGUCUUCAUCUGAUUGUUCCCUCACUGCACCCAUUCCACCAGUACACAUUUGAUGUCGCAGCUAAUACUUCAGUAGGAAGGGGUCCUUUUAGCACUCCUAUCACAAUCAGAACACUAGAAGAUGCUCCAUCUGCUCCUCCACGGAAUGUUGAAGUGACAUUCGUUAACUCGAGCUCAAUUAGAAUAAGAUGGACAAGUCCAGCAGUUGUGAACAAAAAUGGAUUGAUACGUUACUACAUUAUCAAAUUCACAAGUUUGAGUGACAAUAAAACAGUGAACUACAACGCUAGCUCUGCUGACAAGGAGAUAACUGGCUUGGGUGCUUAUAAAACAUACAUUUUUCGUAUUGCGGCAUUCACUACUGCAACCGGCCCAUUCAGUGACACAAUUAAGCUACAAACCUUACAAGAUGCACCGAGUGGGUCCCCACAAAGUGUACACAUUGCAACAGUGACCUCUACAUCAGUAGCUAUGAAGUGGACGCCUCCAGAGCCAUCAAAACAGAAUGGGGAGAUCUCUGGUUACACAAUACACAUCAAACCAAAUCCAACAGACAAGAAUAAGUACAGCACCAUAACAAUCAGAGUGCCUCCAAACAAAUUAAACUGGACUCAACAAGGACUUGCCAUCUUUACAAACUACACAGUGAAUAUUGCUGCUAAAACAAUCGCUGGUAUAGGACCAUUCUCUCAGGCUAUUAGAUUCAAAACUAAAGAGACGCCUCCUAGCCCACCAUCUGGAGUUGUCAUAACAACAUACAACAGCACAAUUAUCAAACUGGAAUGGGAUGAGCCAAAGAGGCCUAAUGGGAUUAUUCUUGGAUAUCAGGUUGUAUACAAGGGAUUUCGAACUAACUCAGAAAAGACAAGUGGUCCAUUUGUCCUCACACUUGACGCAACAGAAAGGGCAGUGAUUAUUGAUAAUCUUUCUCCUGGAUUAACUUAUGAGUUUAAUGUGACGGCAAAGACAUCGGUUGGCUUUGGUGAAAGCAGAACAAUUACCGUUGAUAUUCCAUCAAUUGAAAAAGGUACACAAGGAAAGCAAUUACCGCCAGAAGAGGACACACACUAUGUGAUAAUAAUAUGCGUACUGGGUUUUUUGGUGAUACUUCUGGUUGUAGCUUUUACUGCGUGGAGGAUCAGACGUAACAAGCUCAAGAAGAAAAGGGAACAGAUAAAUGUUAAUCCAGAAUUUCAACGAAAUACGCCGCAACACCUCCAGUGGAUUCACAAUGAAGUCUAUCGCACACCCGAAUCAGUGGUGCCUGCACCCUCUGAUUCUAAAACAGAAAAUCAGGGCAAAAACCAAGAAAAAGAGGACAGCUUUUAAGUUCAGGUGUUUUAAGUAACAUUAGUUUUCUAAGUAAUCAUAACUAGCAUAGUUUACAGUGUGUACCUACAAGAAAUAAUUUGCUGUGAUAAUAAUUAUACGUAUGAAA